ACAAGAAAUCAUCUCACAACAAGAAGGAAUACUCUCUAUCAAGGAAAGGAAUCAUGAAGACUCUACUCUCACUCUUCUGUCUGGUUACUUACCUGACCUGUGCUCUCAGUGCUAAUGGCUGGCCAGUCUCUCUUGACAUGGCUUGUGAUAAAGCUCUUUCUGCAGUUGCUUGCUCUUUUGAGUUUACCAACAAUGCAAAUGAGGAUCUUUAUCUACUCAAACGUAACACUCCUCUUGAAGGACUCUACUCUCAAUUUGUCUCUGUCUCUUUUGACGGUCGUCCACUGGAAUAUGAAGGAAUUCAUGUGCUUCGUCUCCCUCCUACAAAGGAUGAGUUUGUUCUCUUGAAGGCAGGUGAGAGUAUUUCUGCCUCAGUCCAAAUCACUGACAUAUUUAGAAUUGAUACUGAUGGUCUCUACACUGUACAAUACAGUAGGCCUUUACAGUAUCUGUCAGUGAAUGAGAUGAGUUCAAUGUCUAUCGAUCAGCUCAGGGAAUCGUUUGUACGUGAAUCCAUUCAACUUUACUUGGAAGACACUUCUCUUCUCUCAAAACCAAAAAAAGAAGAAGUAAAAGUUGAUUACACUGUCCACCUCGAAGCCUGUGGCAGUGCUAGCUUCGUUGGUGAUAGGAACAACAGUCAAACACUGGAUGCUCAUAAGAGGCUCUGUGGUGGUAUUGAUAAAGCUAAAGCUGGAACUGGUAACAAUAAUAUAUAUGUUACAUGGUUUGGUACAUAUGAUGGUGGAAGGGCUGCCACAGUUAAGAAUGUGUACCAGAAAAUGAGAGAUGGCAUAACAAACAAAGUCUGCACAUACCACAACAAUGGUCCAUCAUGUCAGUCUAACUGGUAUGCCUACACGAGAAAGGGAAUUCAGACCGUGUACCUCUGUAAUAUUUAUUAUGGAGAUCAAACAUAUUGCAGUAAGUCUGGUGAGAGCAAGGAAGGUACACUGCUCCACGAAUGGGCCCACGCUUAUGGCUACAUUGAUGAUGUUGCUUAUGGCCGUUCUAAUUGCAAGAAUUUGGCCAGGAAUAAUCCUUCUGGUGCUAUCAGGAAUGCUGAUAGUUUCCUGUAUCACUAUUGUGAUCUGCAGUAAGGAGCUCAUCAGCUAAAAGCCAAGAACUUUAGGACUCAUGCAACACUAUAGGACAUGCACAGUUUAUUUUUGC
Amphimedon queenslandica is the source of this 1173-nucleotide messenger RNA. Its product is annotated as extracellular protease-like. The record is from RefSeq and is a predicted model, not a curated record. The transcript has 2 exons. NCBI's taxonomy places the organism in Eukaryota, Metazoa, Porifera, Demospongiae, Haplosclerida, Niphatidae. Gene Ontology annotation, molecular function: metalloendopeptidase activity. Bases 54 to 1100 code for a protein of 348 amino acids.